Messenger RNA from Ostreobium quekettii, 2577 nucleotides. NCBI's taxonomy places the organism in Eukaryota, Viridiplantae, Chlorophyta, Ulvophyceae, Bryopsidales, Ostreobiaceae. The record is from the annotation of a GenBank genome assembly.
AUGGAUCGGCGCCACGAUCUGCCCCGCCUGGGCUCCCUGUGGCGCCAGCGCAGCGGCAAUUCAUCGGCCGAAGUGGAGGAGGCGGCGGGCGGCCGGGAGACCCCCGUGGCGCGCACGCUCUCCAAGCUGGGCUCGCAGUGCAUGCAGGCACUGCCUAGGAUGCGCGGCGGCGCCUACACCCGCGUGGCGGGCGACACCGAGGCCGUGCCCCUCAUGGAGAUCCGCGAUUCUAGAAAGGCCGCCUCGGGCGACUCGAUCUCGCCGCGGCCGCGCACGGAGCCCCUGCGCCACCCGACACCCUCCGGGCGCGUCCGCCCCGCGGCGGGCGGCCCGGGGGGCGGGGGACAGUCGGGGAGGGCGCAAGGGGCCGGAUCCGGCAAGCCAGGCAGCAGGAUCGCCAAGUUUCGGAACCAAUACCUGCGGCUGGCGGACCUGGAGGAGAUUUCUGAGGAGCAGACGGGCAACAGGCGGGAGGGCGGGCGAGGGGGGGCGGUGUGCUCUACGGUGAAGCACAUCCUAGGGGCGGCCAGUCGCAACGGGGCGCGGAGCGGCGGCCCGAACUCGAGGACCCCCGGGCGGCAAGUCGCCGGUCCCCCGCCCAGCUACUUCUGCCGCGUGCUGGAGCAGGAACUCAAGCGCGUGCUGCUGUUCGCGGAGUCCUUCGCGGAGGAGCUGUGGGUGCGCCUGGGCGCGCUCUUCGAGGCCAUGGAGGCGCUGGCCGCGGACGUCAAGAGCAACCCAGACGCCGCCAUCCCGGCGGGCAGGGUUCAGGAGCUGUCGAAGCACGGGGACUUGAUAGGGGAUGACGUCAUCCUUCUUGACGAGUUCCUUCGACAGAACGUGGUGGCCGGCGCGUUUGUCGCCCAGAAGCACGACAGCAAGGUGUUCAACGGCAGCCUGCGAUCGCCCAGCGUCCCGGCGCAGAUCAGCCCGGCCUACCUGCAGGCCAUGGAGAACUACCUCAUGGGCGGCAUAGCGUACGACCCGGUAUUGGUAAACCUCAGCGACGCGUACAGCCAGCUGAAGGCGCUCAGGGAGAAGGCCUUGGCGGACGGCACGGUGUGGAACGCGCCGGAGGUGUUCGAGAGGAAGACCGUGAAGUACUGGGUCCACCCCGCGAACGUCCUGCGGGUGAAGUGCAUGCUGAUAAAGCACCUGCCCAUACUCAUCUACGGCGCGGGGAAGGGCCAGGCCGACGCGAAGAGUCGGCUGUCGUCUCUGAAGGAGCAGACGCAGAAGGACGGGACGCUGAUAUCGUCGGUGUACUUCGACAACGACGAGCUGCAGACGUACCACGACCGCAUACGGAGGGAGCACGGGUCGUCGCUGACGCGCAUUCGGUGGUACAACAAGCGUGUGCUCACGGACGACAUGGAGACGUUCAUCGAGAGGAAAAUACACGGGGACAGCUGGACGGGCAUAAAGAGCGUCAAGGAGAGGUCCCCGAUGCCCGCGACGCAGGUGCCAAGGUUCAUCAACGGCGAGCACGUUGAGGCGAUGGACGCCGAGGGCAGCAAGGGGGAGCGCCUCCUAGACAUACAGACAAAAGUCUUCCAUGAACGAAGAGAGGAGCCAAACAUACGCACAGAGUACGUUCGAGUCGCCUUCCAGGAGUCCAGUUCGAAUGAGGUCCGCAUUUCUCUGGACAGCCACGUCCGCAUGAUCCGAGAGAAGGGUGUGCCCAGAGGCCCGACGGGUUGGCACAGAGACAUCGUUAACAGCGAGCCACAACCGAAAGAUGUCGUCAACUUCCCGUACUCCAUACUGGAGACCAAGGUGGCUGGCGAGGAGCCGCCAGAAUGGGUUCAGGAAAUUCUCAACACUGGCAUGCUUGUAGAGGUCCCUAAAUUCUCGAAAUUCCUGCACGGCACGGCACUCCUUUUUGGAGAGAGCGUCAGCCACUCUCCUUUCUGGUUUGUUCCCGACGACCAUGACCGGUACACGCCUGCCACUAUUGCCGAGAUGGCUGACCAAUCCGAUGUCUAUGACAAGAAAGCCGGCCAGCGCGGCGCCCAGGCGCCUCACCAGGUGGGCACCACCUCCAACUGCGUGGAGCUCAGCGAGGUCAUCGUGGUGCAGUCGUCGCAGACCGGCGCCCGAGAGGGGAUCCCGGUAGCGGAGCCCGACACUGCCACCAAGAAGGAAACGAAAGGCAAGGGGGUCGACAAGAAGUCUGUGCGGACUGCGGCCCUUGUCCGCACGCGCAUCGAGCCCAAGACGUUCUUCGCCAACGAGAGGACGUUCCUGGCGUGGCUGACGAUAUCCGUGCUGGUUAUAUUCAUGGGGCUGACGCUGCUGGACGGGGCGCCCAUUGCGGGUGGGGCACAGUCGGAAUACGUGCCCCCCUGUGAGUUGGACAAGAUGUGCAGGGUCCGGGAGAUAUGCGGCAUGCUAAUAUCGCCAAUGGCUCUGCUGCUCAUGGCAUACGCGCUGUAUCAGUACCGGAGGCGCAACAUUCAAAUCCUGCGCAGGGAGACCGUCCGUUUCGACGACCAGCGCGGCCCAGUCUUGAUCACCGGCCUUCUCCUGGCGACACUGAUAACGGCGUUCGUCAUAUCUGCAAAGACCAAGUUCUAG